Molecule: messenger RNA, 585 nt
Organism: Lycium barbarum (goji berry)
Lineage: Eukaryota; Viridiplantae; Streptophyta; Magnoliopsida; Solanales; Solanaceae
Exons: 1
Coding region: 1-585 (194 amino acids)
Source: RefSeq, a predicted model, not a curated record
AUGAAUGUUGUACUUGAGAAUCUGAUUGAUAGGAGUCAAUCAGCCUUUGUACCUAGAAGACAGAUAUCUGAUAAAACAAUACUGAGCCAUGAAUUGGUUAAAGGGUACUCUAAAAAGGGAAUACCAGCUAGAUGCAUAUUGAAGGUAGAUCUACAAAAACCUUAUGAUUCAAUUGAGUGUGUUUAUUUAGAGCAAGUACUGGUGCAGCUUCCAUUUCCUGAUCUCUUGAUCAAAUGGACAAUGAUUUCCUUAACAUCUUUGUCCUACUCUAUCAACCUAAAUAGUUAUCCCACAUCACCAUUUGCUGCAAAAAGAGGAUUAAGGCAGGGAGACCCGAUGUCUCAUUACCUCUUUAUUAUAGCAAUGGAAUACCUAAAUAGGUUACUCAAGACUCUUCAUAGUGAUGGAAGCUUUCAUUUUCAUCCCAGAUGUGCUAAACUCAAAAUGAUACAACUCAGCUUUGCUGAUGACCUGCUUUUAUUUAGCAAGGGGGAUGUAUUCUCAGUCCAAGAUUUGUCAACUUCUUUAGAAAUGCUCUAUCUAUUUUGGUGGGGUGAAGCAAUCUGUACAGGAUCAGAUACUUAA